AACACCUAACUGCAUUCUUUACUUUACCUACCAUAUUUAUUUUUUCUUCGGACACACUCACCUCUUAACGUAUUCUACAUCCUUGGCUUUUUCCUAGUUUGCACUUUCUUCUACUCUUCUCUCGUGCAUCUCCCUUGCCUGAUUUAUUCCUUUUGACUCUCCAUUAUUCUCUCCUUUAUCGAACCUGAGGUCACCAAGGACCCAUUAACUGACCACCUACUAGUUCCCUCCCCUAAUUAACAUCUUUUCUCGAUCGCUCUCCUCCGUGCUUUUUCUCUCAGCCUUCGCAAUCAUCCUUCCUGUCCUGUCACAAUGUACUCCUCCAAAGAGCUCUCGAACUCCACUGAGCAGGUCUGGAUCAAUGGCUCAGAGGCGAACUUCUCUCUGCAGAGACACGGCGAUGAGGACGAGGAAGAGGAAGGAGAUCAGCACCCUUUCCUCACAGAUGCCUGGCUGGUCCCCCUCUUCUUCUCCCUCAUCAUGCUGGUCGGGCUGGUGGGCAACUCUCUUGUUAUUUAUGUCAUUUCAAAACACAGACAGAUGAGGACGGCAACCAACUUCUACAUAGCGAACCUGGCUGCGACUGACAUCAUCUUCCUGGUGUGCUGCGUCCCCUUCACUGCCACCCUCUAUCCUCUCCCUGGAUGGAUCUUUGGCAACUUCAUGUGCAAAUUUGUUGCCUUUCUACAGCAGGUGACCGUCCAAGCCACCUGUAUAACACUGACAGCCAUGAGCGGGGAUCGAUGUUACGUCACAAUCUACCCUCUGAAAUCUCUCCGCCACCGCACCCCAAAAGUAGCCAUGAUUGUCAGCAUCUGCAUAUGGAUCGGCUCCUUCAUUCUGUCAACCCCAAUUUUAAUGUACCAGCGUAUAGAGGAGGGUUACUGGUACGGCCCCAGGCAGUACUGCAUGGAGAGGUUCCCCUCAAAGAUGCACGAGAGGGCUUUCAUCCUCUACCAGUUCAUUGCUGCCUACCUGCUGCCUGUCCUCACCAUUUCCUUCUGCUACACGCUGAUGGUGAAGCGGGUGGGACAGCCCACUGUGGAGCCUGUAGACAACAACUAUCAGGUCAACCUCCUGUCUGAGAGAACUAUCAGUAUCAGGAGCAAAAUCUCCAAGAUGGUGGUAGUAAUCGUCCUCCUCUUUGCCAUUUGCUGGGGUCCCAUCCAGAUCUUCAUCCUCUUCCAGUCUUUCUACCCCAACUACCGGCCCAACUACGCCACAUACAAGAUCAAGACGUGGGCUAACUGCAUGUCCUACGCCAACUCUUCUGUCAACCCAAUUGUUUACGGUUUCAUGGGAGCCACCUUCCAAAAGUCCUUCAGGAAAACCUUCCCGUUUCUGUUCAAGCACAAGGUCAGGGAUAGCAGCAUGGCUUCCAGGACUGCCAACGCUGAGAUCAAGUUUGUUGCUGCAGAGGAAGGCAACAAUAAUAAUGCAACAAAUUGAAUCAAGUUAAAACAAGCAAGAGGGGAAUACAUGUCUCUAUCAAGAGCCAUUACCGCAAGAAGAAAAUUAAAUUAAGCAUUCAGAGAGGAACUGGAUAAUGGCAAAAGGAGAGACUCUGUUUGGCAGACAUGUUUUAGUUUUGUUUACAACUCAUCAACAAAAUGAUGUGGGGAAACACAGACUCAUAAUAAAUGUGGACAGUAACAGUGUUUGGCACAAUGUUAGCUGUUGACUGCCAAGGCCAGGCAUUGCAAUUGGAACAUGAUAUCUUCCAUUGAGCUGCCAAACAUCAUAGCCAAACAACACAGGACAGCCAUACACUUCAGAUGACGAAAGAGGAACCUUUUGCCAAAGCGCUGAUGAAAUGAGUCCUAAUCCCUGUAAGGCCAUGGCUGCAGCUUUGGUAUAAACUAUUCAGCAUUUGGACAGUUGAAGAUAUGAUGUAUUCUAUUAUGAAAAUAUUGUAUUUUGGAAAUAACAUAAGGCAUUUGUAUUGGAAUAUCAAUACACUCCAACAGAUGCAAAUGGACAAUGUUAUGUGUUUUUGUCACUGGAGACUAAGUGGAUACCUCUUUGGUUUCUGCCAUUGUGGGAAAAUAUUUCUAAAAGGUACAGUGUGACAUGUUGAAGAAGGUUUGUGAACACUCUCAUUUCUGAAUCUUAAAUAUGAAGUUAGAGCCAGACGAGAUUAUCUUAUCUUAUCAUAAAGACUGUAAGCAAGAGGAGACAGAUAGCCUGGCCCUGUCCAAAGUUUUCAAAAAUCCGACCCGGAGCUGUAAAGCUCAGACAGUAAAUAAUACUGGAUUUAUUAACUCAGGCUGUUGUUAAUAAAAUAGUUGCAGCUCAAAACUCCCCAUAAAUUAACAAAAACUCAGGUGGUGGAUAACCUUUGUUAUGUCUUUUAUCUUCUUGGAUUAUGGUAAUUGAUCUACUGUCUGUUAUAAAGGCAUACACACGAAAUAAUUAAAAACAACAAUACUUAAGAUUUCUAUUCACAACAUAAACAGUGUAAAUGGCUUACUUUUUAAUUUUACAUAAAGCCAACAUAGCUAAUCCUCCACAUUUCCAGUCUUUAUGCUAAGGUAUUUAGAUUAUAUUGAAAAAAAUGUAAAUAUUAGGGAUGGCAAGUUGUAAUUAAGACUUUUUAAUAUCUCACUUGUCACUUAAUAAUACUAACAUUCCAUUGUUGAAUGUAAUUCAAGGCAAUUUUAACUGAUGUGCUCUCUUCUUUUCAUUGUCUUAAACGCAACAUGAAUGCUCUUAAACACACAUUUAAAAAUUGGUCUGUCUAUUAAUGUUUCUAUACUUGUUAUCCGUAGUUUUCAUAUGGAAUAAUGUGUACCAAUACCUCCUUUUUGUCUGCCUCGAGUAGAGAAGAUUAUGAAGGACAUGGUGUUUCAAGCAUCUGAAAAGUGAGACAGAUGUUAUAUUUUUUUAAAUGUCUAUAUAGUAACUGUAAGCUCAGGAUAACAAAGGGUUAACAUUUAUUUUUGGUGGAAUAUAACAAAGCAAAGCCAUGUCUGUGAUGAGUGGGAGCUGGCUGAAGCAGGGGUUACGACCAGUGAAGCAUAGACAGUGUUUACCUUUCCUUUGUGUCCCGCACACAAACAUUCACACUUUCCUCAAAACAUGUUGUGGAAACCUGCAUAUACACAGGCAUGCACAUGCACUACUAAACUACAACGUGGAGCCACUUCUUUGAGAAACAACCUUGUUCGAUCUUGUUAGGUGAACUAAAUUCUACCGGGUUGAGGCGACCAGAAUGACAUGUUUUGAAAGAGUAUUUUGAAGGAAACCUUGUAUAAAGGAGAGGAAAAUACAGCCUGUCAUUAAUAAUACAUCUACACAAACCCUGCCAGCUCAUCACUCCUUGAUGCAGUCCUCUUUUAUCUAUCCCACACAGUGACAUUCAAAAGCAGCUUCACAAAAAACCUGCCAAUGCAAUUCUCAUUUACAUUUUGAAUACUGUUGAAUGUGUUGUCAUCAGGGACCCAUUUUCAAAUGACAUAACAGUUUCUUGAAUGUUUUUAAAUGCCACAAUCAGCCAUAAACACAAAACGAGUGAGUGUGAGAAUGUGUUUAGGUACAUUUUUCGAAAGGAAGUAGACAAACUCUUAUCUAAUCAAAUUUAAAUGAUUUUACAUUUGCUAAAAAACUGAAUUGAAUUAAAAUGCGUUGGUCUACUUUAGCAGUUAGUUAUAUGAUCCAUUUAAAAUCACAUCCUUAAUAACAAAUACAAAUCUGCACAUUUAGCAUUGAAGUAAUGGCAUGGUAUGAAGGUUAUGGAGUGCAUCGCAAAGCCAUUUAUUUUGUAUCUCAGUACCUCUGUAAAUUAUGACUGAACAUGCUAAAUGUAAUGCAAAAGCUUUUUAAUAUAUGCUAAUUGUGCUGCAUUUCUUCCAUAGUGAGUAAUGUGCAUUCAUUAGGACUGAGGUCAUCAAUUAUAUGUAUGUUUUUUGCUUUUCAUUAUGAAUUGUCUUGUAUCUAUUCUGACAUUGUGAUUUUUCUACAUGUCUGUUAUAGUUGUGUGGAAAAAAUAUUCACCUGCCUCAACCUUGAACAAAAGUAACAUUAAAGUAAACAUUAAAUGUUUUGGCAAAUGACUUGAAAGGAA
Molecule: messenger RNA, 4063 nt
Organism: Eleginops maclovinus (Patagonian blennie)
Lineage: Eukaryota; Metazoa; Chordata; Actinopteri; Perciformes; Eleginopidae
Gene: kiss1ra
Product: KISS1 receptor a
Exons: 5
Coding region: 313-1449 (378 amino acids)
Biological process (GO): neuropeptide signaling pathway
Cellular component (GO): plasma membrane
Molecular function (GO): G protein-coupled peptide receptor activity
Source: RefSeq, a predicted model, not a curated record